This is a messenger RNA of Echinops telfairi (small Madagascar hedgehog), 5150 nucleotides long. RefSeq names its product PPARG related coactivator 1 (gene PPRC1). Gene Ontology annotation, biological process: positive regulation of transcription by RNA polymerase II. The coding region runs from base 1 to 4863 and encodes 1620 amino acids. The transcript is spliced from 14 exons. NCBI's taxonomy places the organism in Eukaryota, Metazoa, Chordata, Mammalia, Afrosoricida, Tenrecidae. The record is from RefSeq and is a predicted model, not a curated record. Gene Ontology annotation, cellular component: nucleus. Gene Ontology annotation, molecular function: transcription factor binding; RNA binding.
AUGGCGGCGCGCCGGGGACGGAGAGACGGAGUCGCGCCGCCCCCGGGCGGGGGCCCCGGGCCGGGGCCUGGCGGCGGGGUCCUCAGCGGUGGUUGGGGCGCCCGGAGUCAAGCACCGUAUGGGAGCGCGGGCUCUGUGAGCGGUGCGGAGCAGGUGCUGCUGCAUGAGGAAGGGGGUGAUUCUGGUUUUGUCAGUCUAGCUCGUUUGGGCCCCUCUCUGCGAGACAAGGACUUGGAGAUGGAGGAGCUGCUGCUGCAGGAUGAGACCCUGCUGGGGACCAUGCAGAGCUACAUGGAUGCCUCCCUCAUCUCCCUCAUUGAGGAUUUCGGGAGCCUCGGGGAGGGCCGGCUGUCUCUGGAAGACCAGAACGAAGUGUCGCUGCUGACAGCUUUGACUGAAAUCUUGGACAAUGCCGAUUCCGAGAACCUGUCUCCGUUCGAUAGCAUUCCCGACUCGGAGCUCCUUGUGUCACCUCGGGAAGGAGCCUCGCUGCACAAGCUACUUACCCUGUCUCGGUCACCCCCGGAUCACGACCUGAUUGCCUCAGGUGACCCUUUGGGGCCGACCACAGGCAGUAGCAGAGUCGAUAUGGCCCUUGCAGCAGAUUCUUGGGAUUUCCCCCCACCUUCUUUCUUGGAGACUUCUUCCCCCAAGCUUCCUAGCCGGAGGACCCCGAGGUCACGACCCCGCUGGGGGUCGUCCUCACCUCCUCCGCAGCGAAGUGAUGGAGAAGAGGAGGAGGAGGUAGCUGGCUUCAGUGCCCAGGUGCUUGCUGGGGAGUUUGACAACUCAGGGAGUCACAUCCUAGACUUCCCCAUGUACCUGGCCUGCCCCGAGGAGGAAGAGGAAGAUGCAGCAGCAGAGACGGCGGCACCAUCCGUCGGUGACGAGAGCAUCUCCUCCCUGAGUGAGCUGGUGCGGGCCAUGCACCCAUACUGCUUGCCCAACUUCACCCACAUGUCAUCGCUUGAGGACGAGCUUCUAGAGCAGCCCGAGGACCUGAUGCUGUCCGAGGAUUGUGUGGUGCUGGAGAUUGUGGGCCAUGCGGCUACUGCUGGCGAUGAGCUGGAAAUACCAGUGCUGGUGCGGCAGAUCCCUACCGGACCGCAGCCUGUGCUGAAUGACUCGCUAGAGGCUAACAGGGCUCUGCAGUUGCUCAUGCCCACUCCAGAGUCCGAGAGAGAGGCCAAUGUGCCCCAGGAAGAGGCAAGACUAGACUCAGCAUGUUUGUUGGAGCCCAAGGAGGUCAUGGAAGCUGGGGUGCCCGAGGAGCCUCCAAACCCCUCUGCGAGCACCAUGCUUGGGUCCCUGAGAGCUCGGAAGGGAAGGAGGAAGAAGAGCAAAGAUCAGUCCACAGCUUGUGUGGAAGGCUGUGCCAGGAGGCUGAGGUCAUCCGCUCGUGGGCAGUCGGCUGUGGCCUUGGAGGCCACUUCUCAAGCAGGCAAUUUGCAGAAGCAGCCUAGGGAGGAACUUCAAAGAAAGCUGGGGCCUCCUGGGGGUGGAGGUAAGCCCCGGGCCUGGGUUCGGGCCUGGGCAGCUGUCUUGGAUCAGACCAGCACAGAGAACCUGGAGCGUGGUACUGGACAGGCUAGUCCUACUAAAGGUGGACCUUUGGAUCUCCACCCCAAAGUGGUGGACGCGCCCCAAGCCGACCCUGAUCUUGCCCCUCUCUCCGUGAUUGGAUCUGCUCAAGCCAACCCUAUAGCAGUUGACUCUGUUGAAUCGGUUCCUACUGUCGUUGAACCCGUUGUAGCUGACCCUGCACUAGUUGACCAAACCUCAGCCAGCUCCGAGCUGGUCGACCGUCUGGCGCAUGAGUCAGUCUUGGCUGACGCAGCCACCACGGACCCUGCAGUGGUUGUUUCCAAUGCAGAUGAUCUGGCAUCGGUUGACCCUGCUCCCGAUGACCUUGCUCCUGUCAAACCUGUGUGUGUGAAGUCCAGGCCAACUGAUCUCAGGCGUCGUGCAGCAUCAGCAACCCCGGGGAGCGUGGAGUCGGAGUCCUCAGAUGACCCAAAAGCCACCUCUGACGUCAAGGAAGCAGUGGGACCCCUGAAAGUAGAAAGUGGUCCUAAUGCCACAACCCAGGAAGCCAGACCUCGGCCCCUCAGCCUGUCCGAGUAUUGGCGACGAAGGCAGCAACGCCAAGCAGAGACAGAAGAGAAGAGUGCCCAGCCACCAGCUGGGAAAUGGCCCAGCCUCCCAGAGACCCCCACAGGGCUGGCAGACAUCCCUUGUCUUGUCAUCCCACCAGCUCCAGCCAAGAAGACAGCUCUGCAGAGAACCACUGAAACUUUACUUGAGCCUCCUCCCGAGGCGGGUGCUGUGCCUGUGGGUCCCACCCCUGCUGCUUCCAGUCCUGAGCCAUCGUCAAGCAAACCUGUGGCCUCAACUCCCAUGGAGCAGGUGCCAUCCCAAGAGAUGCUACUGCCUCCAAGACCACCACCUCCUGUUGGCCCAAUGCCUCCCAUAAUGCCCACUCUGCCUUUUCCUCCAGCGGGGCUAGGCAUGCCUCCCAUGUUACCCCUUCCCCCAAGUGGGCAGGGGCUCCCUGGCCUGCCUCCACCACCUUUGCAGACUCCAAGUCUUCCGAUGUGUAGGGGGCCAGUGCCACCUGACCCUUACAGCCAUUAUGCUUCUGUGCCGCCUUGGCCUUGUUAUCCACCUGUGCCCCCUUCUAGAUAUCCCUGCCUGCCCCCACCACCGGGGCCUGUAGUGUCUGGUACUCCUGGCACCUAUGCUGUGCCUCCCACUUGCAAUGUGCCUUGGGUACCCCCUCCAGCCCCAGUCCCACCCUAUAGUUCCACCUGUUCUUAUGGACCUGUGGGAUGGGGCCCAAGCCCGCAGCCGCCUCCAUUCUGGCCUUCGGUGCCUCCGCCUCCUUUACCUCCAGCCUCUGUUGGGAGAGUUGCUCCCCCACCCCAAGUAGCUCCCAGUGACAUCCCAGCUGACCCUUCUGAAAGUGUACUUCCGGUGCCUGUGGCUCCGUCUGUCAGCCUUGGGCCCACUGGCCGGGGCGCCUCGCCGAUAGAGCCCACCAAGCCAGUGCCUGUGUCUCCCCCCCUGAAACACAAGGUGGCUUCCCCAGUGCAAAGUCCCCAGAGCCAGGCCCCACCCUGCCUAGCUGCUGAGGGGGCGGCUGUUGAGCUCGUGUCGGGGAGGCCAAAGCCUGAGACCCAGGAGACCAGGCAACAGGAGAAGCUCCCCUCUCUUGCUGCCAAGGCUGUGCCCAAACCAAGGCAGAGUGUUGGCACCAAGCUGCCUGCUCUUCACCCAGCCUGUCUAAGGAAACUAUCCUUCCUGCCUGUCCAACGCACCCAGGGUCCCGAGGACGUGGUGCAGGCUUUCAUCAGUGAGAUUGGCAUUGAGGCGUCGGACCUGUCCAGUCUGCUGGAGCAAUUUGAGAAAUCAGAAGCCAAAAAGGAGUGCCCUCCCCCGGCUCCUGCUGACAGCUUGGCUGUAGGAAACUCGGGCAGCGGUGACCCUUCCCAGGAGAAGAAGCCCCUGGACCGGUUACAAGCCCCAGAACUGGCCAACGUGGCAGGGCUCACCCCUCCAGCCACCCCUCCCCACCAGUUAUGGAAGCCCCUGGCUGCUGUUUCUCUGCUGGCCAAAGCCAAAUCUCCUAAGUCCAACGCCCAGGAGGGAACCCUGAAGCCUGAAGGAGUCACAGAGGCCAAACAUCCAUCUACAGCCCGCCUCCAAGAAGAGGCCCCUGGCCCUAGUCCAGUCCACGUGGGCUCCGGGGAUCAUGACUAUUGUGUCCGGAGCAGGACCCCCCCAAAAAAGAUGCCUGCCUUAGUCAUUCCAGAGGUGGGCUCCCGAUGGAACGUCAAACGCCAUCAGGACAUCACCAUCAAGCCCGUGUUGUCCCUGGGCCCAGCUGUCCCCUUGGCCCUCCCCACAGCUGCCUCCCAGGAGCCACUUGAUCACAGGACUAGCAUUGAGCAGGCAGAUGCCCCAGCUGCCUGCCUUGCCCCGUCCACUUUGCUGUCCCCUGAGGCCUCACCCUGCCGGAAUGAAAUGAACACUAGGACUCCCCCUGUGUCCUCAGCCAAGCAGCGGUCAAUGCGCUGUUACCGAAAGGCUUGCAGGUCAGCCAGCCCCCCAAGCCUGUGCUGGCAGGGUCGUCGGGGCUGCAGCAGCCGGUCUGUCAGCUCUGAGUCCAGUGGGACCAGUGAAGCGUCUUCCUCCGCAUCAUCUUCGUCAUCCUCAUCCCGGUCCCGGUCCCGGUCCCUCUCCCCUCCCCACAAGAGGUGGCGAAGGUCCAGCUGCAGCUCCUCCGGGCGUUCUCGAAGAUGUUCUUCCUCUUCCUCCUCCUCUUCCUCCUCCUCAUCGCCUGCCUCGUCAUCUUCCUCCAGUUCGAGAAGCCGGUCCCGCUCCCCAUCCCCCCACCGGAGGAGUGACAGGAGGCGGCGGUAUAGCUCUUACCGUUCUCAUGACCAUUACCAAAGGCAGAGAGUGCUGCAGAAGGAGCGUGCAAUAGAAGAGAGAAGGGUGGUCUUUAUUGGGAAGAUCCCUGGCCACAUGACUCGGUCAGAGUUGAAACAGAGGUUCUCUGUUUUCGGAGAGAUUGAGGAGUGCACCAUCCACUUCCGUGUCCAGGGCGACAACUAUGGCUUCGUCACUUAUCGCUACGCUGAGGAGGCAAUUGCCGCUAUCGAGAGUGGGCACAAGCUGCGACAGGCAGAUGAACAACCUUUUGAUCUUUGCUUUGGGGGCCGCAGGCAGUUCUGCAAGAGGAGCUAUUCUGAUCUUGACUCCAACCGGGAAGACUUUGACCCUGCCCCUGUAAAGAGCAAAUUCCAGUCUCUUGACUUUGACACGUUGUUGAAACAGGCCCAGAAGAACCUCCGGAGGUAACCCUGGGCUCUCCUUGCCCCCUUUGGAGGUGCCCAAACUCCUCCACCCCCCUCCCCCACUCUAGGGGAGAGAGCUGCUAGUGAGGAGAUGACUGUUUUAUAAAGAAAUGAAAAAAAUGAAAUAAGAAAAGUAUAAAAUCAGAUUUUUUUAAGGGGUAUUUGUUUUUUAUAACAGGUAUUGAAACGAUAACUUGCAUUCCUCUAUAAGGUGGGUGGGGCUGAGGGGUUCCCACGGUGUUUGGGACGUCAAAGUCACUAUGCAGACUAAUAAACAUGAACUAGAGUGAA